AUGGCUGCAGCUCUAAUCUCAACAUUGGCUGAAGCCGGCUCAUUAAAUAAUUUCAUUUCGUUGGCCACACUGGCGUUCCCCUCCUACGAUGGAGUUUUUCUCCCAAAGCAAGAAAAUGAAUUUAUUCACCAGGUUUUGGAUGAGCUCGAAACAUACCAAAAGAGUGUACUCCUUUUCCCACCUUUACCCAGCAGACUACGAUACCUGAUCCACAAGACAAUUGAGGACCUGCCUGAGCUUACCACGUUCUCAGUGGGUGAGAGCAAUUGUCGUCAGGUGGUCGUUUGCCCUUCAGAGCUGAGAGGCGAGGCUCAAGAAGAAGACAUUGACACAGAGAGCAACUCCAACUUGGAUGAAGAAGCUGUAAGAAGUAGUGAACGUAAAUCUUCUAGCCAGUCUCGAAUCAGAGCACCCAGGAGGCCAGACAAGGCACUUUACACCCCAAGAGCUGCUCGUCAGAGUCAGUUGAGCCAAGACUCUGAAGUAUCCGUAGAUGUCCAGCAGCCAACCACUUCAGCCUCCAUCACUAGUCUCUCGAACGCCUGUUCCUCCUCUGACAAAAAGUCAUCACUUGUAUUAAACAGCGAGUCCCUACCUCCUACAACAGAUGGCCCCCUUGCAAACAACACAUUUAUAGAAGGGGAAGCAAAGUUGUCAUUGAGUGUACAAAAGGAAGACUUCACACUUUGCUCCCUGAGUGAAAUGAGCUUGGAGGACGAUGCCACUGAGAACGAAGGUGUCAGAUGCAACCUGAUGGAAGAGAUCAAGACACACCUGAAAGAAACUGUGACUUUCAACGUGCAGCAUGUCGUGGAGGAUUACUCCACGUAUGAGAAUGUGCUCUUCAACCCUGAUGGUUAUGACCACGUUAUCGAGAUCUACGAUUUCCCUGCUUUGCUUAAAACAGAGGACCUCUUGGAUGCCUUUGCCGAAUACAGUGAUGGUGGAAUGAAGAUCAUGUGGGUGGACAACACACACGCUUUGGGCAUUUUUGCCACUGAGACAGCAGCCAUCCAUGCCCUCUCCAUCUGCCACCCACUGAUGAAGGCCCGAACACUAGCCGAAGGGAGUAAAAAGGCCAAAGCGAAGGCCGUUAGACGAUUAGAGUUCAUCCAGCCGGUGAAGGAGCGUCCGAAGACGGACAGUGCUGUUGCUAGGCGAAUGGUCACCCGUGCCCUGGGCCUGAAUGGACGAAGGCAGUGGUUCAAAGAAAAAGAGUUGGCAAAUACAGGUGAACAAACUACAAAAAGUACGAAGUGA
Messenger RNA from Nerophis lumbriciformis (worm pipefish), 1260 nucleotides. NCBI's taxonomy places the organism in Eukaryota, Metazoa, Chordata, Actinopteri, Syngnathiformes, Syngnathidae. The record is from RefSeq and is a predicted model, not a curated record.